GCAGUGUGUGAUGAAAACGUGUGAGUAAGUGACUCCCUUUCUGCUAAUCAUAAUCAAACGAAACUGAUUGGGACGUCGAAUCUCUGCGUGGACUUUUCAAAAACGAUCUCUUAUUUAUUUUUUCUUUUCUCUUUUUCUUGGGUCCGGGAACGCCUUCUGCCGGCACCCUUUACGCACGGAACAUGCUGGCGUUUUAGCGCACCGGCCGCAUCGCUCCAAACUCUUCGGAGAGUUGCCGUUCAGCACAACAAGAGCUGAAUUACAACCAGCUUCAUGCGAGAGCCCCGGGUGGACAGCCGAGUUGCAGAGAGAAGAAAGUUGGCCGGAGAUCGCGGAGAUUUGAGUUGCCCUCCGCAUCUGCAGGAGAGGGAAAAGGCAAAGAAACAAACUCUGAUCGAUGCUUGAUCAAUGAAAGAUUGAAAGAUACUGUCACAGGAAUGGACUCGAGACGCUGGCAUUCCCCAGUAGUGGUCAAGAUAAGCUACGGCUUGGCCAACAGAAAAGGGUUAACCCGUAUCUAAAGGGAGUUUGGAAAAGCCAGCCUUUCUUCCCCGUACGGAUCAACUCAUUGGGUGGGAGCUGAGAGAAAGACAAGAGUCUCCAGCAAAUCAGGAGCUAAUUGAUUAAAGAGACUUCAUUUGAAUAGGAGGGGGGCUGGCGAGGUGCCAAUCGCCUUUCAAAGAAGCCCCCCCCCUCCCCCUCCCUCUCCGUAUGAUUAAUCGCAGAGCAUUAUUGAUAAUCAUAACGGGGCACAUGCGCGGUGGAUGGGCUCGAUUUACGUAAUUUUUGAGGAGGUUUUGUAGUCAUUUUUUUAUUCUUUGCCUGCUGAUGUGCCAGCCAGCAUGUCGCGGAGGAAACAAGCGAAGCCGCAACACUUCCAAUCCGACCCUCAUCUGCCUUUAUCGGAGCACAAUGGGGACACAGAACUUUGCUCAGAGGACGCCCCCAGCAAGGAGUCAGACGCCCAUGUCUGUAGCAGAUGUUGCGCUGAGUUCUUUGAACUUUCAGAUCUUGAGGAACACCAGAAAAAUUGCACUAAGAAUCAGUUAGUUCUGAUCGUGAAUGAAAACCCUGUCUCCCCCGCCAGAACUUUCUCGCCGGGGUCUCCUCCUCAUAAUCCUGAUGACCAGAUGAAUGAAACAGCUAAUAACACUGAUCAAACAGAGUGCAGUGACCUUUUGGAGCCGAACACGCUCGAAAAAGACGAAUCCAUGGACGUGGAUGUGUCCGGAAUGAGCAGUGGUCAUGAGGAAGAAAGCAGUCGAACAGAGAGCAGGAGCCCCAUCAAUACAGUAAACUCGCAUGCAGGCAGAGGCACCACGGGCCCUGCAGUAGGUACUUCAGCUAUCUCUGCCACACUACCUCAGCUCAGUAAUCUAACUGAACUGGGGAACUUCUCCAUGAUCAACAGUAAUGUCAUAAUUGAAAAUCUGCAGAGCACCAAAGUGGCAGUAGCUCAAUUUUCCCAGGAAUCCCGAUCCACUGGGGGCCCCAGGGUGGCUGUGCCAGCCCUAAUGGAGCAGCUUUUAGCCCUCCAACAGCAGCAGAUCCACCAACUGCAGCUCAUUGAGCAAAUUCGCCACCAGAUACUGCUACUAGCCUCCCAGUCCCCAGAAAUGCAGGUACCCCCUACCACUGCUCCUGGCACAAUGGGGCCGGCUGCCAGCCCACUGACCACACUCAGCUCACAUCUCUCCCAGCAGCUGGCUGCAGCAGCAGGCCUAGCGCAGAACCUGGCAAGUCAGUCAGCUAGUAUUAGCAGCCUAAAACAGCUGGCUGCAGCGGCACAGCUACCUCAGUCCAACACAAGCAGCAGUGAGACAUCUCAGAGCAUUACUACACUGGGACCCUCAACAGUCAAUCCCCAGCCCUCCGACAAAAGGCCUGGUGUCAUGAGUACCCUUCACUCUCAGCUGAGCAACUCCUCCCUAGCUAAGUCAUCAACGCCAGCGUUUGGAAUAGGUAGCUUAUUAAGCUCUGCAGUGAAUCCCCUUCUACCUCAGCCCUCACCUGGUAAUCCAAUGUUCUCUAGCUCCCUGCCCAGUGUUGGCACAACUGUGGAGGACCUCAACUCUUUAGCGGCUCUGGCACAGAGGAAAGGAAAGCCACCAAAUGUCACAUCCUUUGAGCACAAAAGCAGCUCUGAUGAUGCUUUCUUCAAACAUAAGUGCAGAUUUUGUGGCAAGGUGUUUGGGAGCGACAGUGCCUUGCAAAUCCAUCUGCGCUCUCAUACUGGCGAGAGACCCUACAAGUGUAAUGUCUGCGGCAACCGCUUCUCCACUCGUGGUAACCUGAAGGUGCACUUUCAGCGUCACAAAGAAAAAUACCCACACAUUCAGAUGAACCCUUACCCUGUUCCUGAGCAUCUAGACAACAUACCAACCAGCACUGGGAUUCCGUAUGGCAUGUCUAUGCCCCCUGAAAAACCUGUCACCAGCUGGCUGGACAGCAAACCAGUUUUGCCCACUCUGACAUCCUCUGUUGGCAUGUUGCUGCCACCAACCAUGCCGAGCUUGCCCCAUUUCAUCAAAAAGGAAGAUCAUUCAAUAGCCAUAACUAGCCCUUCUGUUACUGCAAAGAACGAAUCAGGUGCCGCCGAGCCUUCAGCUAAGAUUAAUGAUGGAGUGUCUGAAGAGGGUGAUGGAGCAACUUUGCCUACCUCAAAUGGAAAAACUGAAGAAGGCUGCCAGACCUCAGGCUUAAUGACAAAUGUAUGCUCGGCCUCAGACACCAUUGCAGAGUACACAACAUCUAACAGUCCACCCAUGAUGACCAACCCGCUCAUGCCCCUCCUGACUGAUCAGUUCAAGGCUAAGUUCCCCUUUGGAGGCAUCCUGGAUCCUCUUCAGGGGUCGGAGACCUCCAAACUGCAGCAGCUUGUGGAAAACAUCGACAGGAAGGUGACAGACCCAAAUGAAUGUGUUAUCUGCCACCGAGUGCUGAGCUGCCAAAGUGCUCUGAAAAUGCACUAUCGUACUCAUACAGGGGAGAGGCCCUUCAAGUGUAAAAUAUGCGGCAGGGCGUUUACCACCAAGGGAAAUCUAAAGACCCAUUACAGCGUUCAUAGAGCCAUGCCUCCUCUUAGGGUUCAACAUUCCUGUCCUAUUUGCCAGAAGAAGUUCACAAAUGCUGUGGUUCUUCAGCAACACAUUCGCAUGCAUAUGGGUGGGCAGAUCCCAAACACCCCUCUGCCAGAGAGUUAUCCUGAGUCCAUGGAGUCUGACACUGGCUCAUUUGAGGAGAGAAACUUUGAUGAUCUGGACAACUUUUCUGAUGACAACAUGGAGGGGAUGGAAGAAGGCCCAGAUAGCAGCGUGCCCGACACACCUAGAUCGGCUGAUGCUUCCCAUGACAGUCUAUGUAAUUCUCCAGUUCCCCUUGAAAUGGCUGGUCAGGAGGGCCAGGAGAAGAAUGGGCAAGAAAAUGCUCAUCAUAAUGAAAUGGAGGAACUCUCACACAACCAGAUGAAGGUUAGCGCAAACGGCUUGGUUGAGGGGGAUUGCCUCACCAACGACUCCUCUUCUUUCGGAGGGGAUGUUGAAAGCCAAAGCGCCGGGAGUCCAGCUGUGUCAGAAUCUACCUCCUCCAUGCAGGCGCUGUCCCCUACUAGCAUGCUGACACACCCACAUAAAUCCCCCAGCCUCGAGGAAAGGCACCAGAGGGCCUUUUCGUUGGAGCACACCAAUGCAAGCUUCUUGCACUCUCACCCUUCGAACAUCGGAGCCCUGGAUCUGACAUCUGUGAAUCCCUCAAAAGACUCCCUAGGCAUGAUAUUCCCCUUCCGUGAGCGUAGCACCAUCAAGAACACAUCCUGUGACAUCUGUGGGAAGACAUUUGCAUGUCAGAGUGCCUUGGACAUUCAUUACCGAAGCCAUACCAAAGAACGACCAUUUAUUUGCACGGCUUGUAACAGAGGUUUCUCCACCAAGGGCAACCUAAAGCAGCACAUGCUAACUCAUCAAAUGAGAGACCUGCCCUCACAGCUCUUUGAGCCGUCAAAUACCAGCCUGUCAUCCAGUCCAACCCCUUCCCUCCUCUCCGUUGGCUCUCUCAACAAACCGGAGGUCAAUGGCUUCCUCCAUAGCUUCCACUCAGAGAAGAAGGACGUCCCACCGGGCCUGGUCACAUCAUCUGCCUCCACAUCCCCAGUGCUCUCUGCUGCUCCACCACGCCGAACUCCCAAACAACACUUCUGCAACACCUGUGGGAAGUGUUUCUCUUCCUCCAGUGCUCUACAGAUCCAUGAGAGAACCCACACAGGGGAGAAGCCUUUUGCCUGCACCAUCUGUGGUCGAGCCUUCACCACCAAAGGAAACCUCAAGGUUCACAUGGGCACACACAUGUGGAACAGCGCUCCCGCCAGACGGGGCCGCAGGCUCUCUGUGGAUGGUCCAAUGGCCUUCCUGGGCACAAACCCGGUCAAGUUUCCUGAGAUCUUCCAGAAAGACAUGGCAUCCAGGGCAAGCAACGGCGACCCGACAAGUUUCUGGAACCAGUACGCUGCAGCCUUCUCCAACGGCCUGGCAAUGAAGACGAAUGAAAUCUCCGUCAUCCAGAAUGGAGGCAUCCCACCCAUGUCAGGCGGUGUGGGAAACGGGGGUACCUCGCCCAUCGGAGGCCUCACCGGCAGCCUGGACAAGCUGCACAGCACCGAGCCCAGCGCUGCUCUGGCCGGUCUGGAGAAAAUGGCCAACACAGAGAACGGGGCCCACUUCCGGUUCACACGCUUCAUGGAGGACAAUAAAGAAAUCGUCACCAAUUAAAGCGUAUGUCCUUAUGUUAGGCAAAGACACGUGAAAAUGCCUAAAGGCAUGCUGUACAAGUAGACACACACAGAAGAAGAAGAAGAAGAAGAAGAGAAAGGAAGAGAACAAGACAAGUUUAAACUGAACUGCUUUGCUUGCCAUUGAAUCUUUACGAAUAUGAGUGUGAAGACAAGUUGCGUUUUUGUACAAUGUACAUGUUAUAGUUUUAAGGAGCUUAUUUAUUAGUGAUUAUAAUCUUGCUUGAAAACAAGUGGAAGCAUUAACAGUUAGGUUUUGUUUAUUUUAAAGCCAGAAUGGGUAUAUUUGGGUGCUUUAAAAAUGUGCUUUUGAGACUUAGAAAAUCUGGUUAGAUAACCUUACCUUGGCAUUAAGUUAUUUUCUGUCUGUAGUAGCUAUAACCUAACUGUCUAUGUUCAUGUGAUGCAUUAGCCUCUGUAAUAAGCAAACAGACUUGCUGUAAAUAAUGUACACUGAUCUUCUGUAGAUGGUCUAACAUCUGUGUAUUCCCUUCUCCCCUCAUCCAGAUAAAACAAUGACAUUUAAGCAAGGGACAAAUUGAUGUAGACGUUCCUUUCUUUCCAGUUGUUAUUUACCUUUAUAUUAUUUAAAGAAGACAGAACUUCGAAGUUUGCUACUUUUCAAGACUUUCUUUAGUGUUAACUUGUUCUGUUGUUACAGUCUGUGUAUUGUACUUUGUUUAUGUUUACUUCUGUAUUUUAUCGGUCGUUUCUUCCUUUUUUUUAUUUAGCUGUCGUUGAGAGCAAGACGGCUACUCGGAGGGGAGCGUUGCAUCUGGUUUAUUCCCCUUUUUUGUGGAACAGAGGCAGUCGACAUAAUGAGAAAGCUUCUCCUUUCGUUUCUCAGCUGGAUUUCCAUGUUGCUGCUAUGUCCCAGCAUCUUCACUGACAUCAAGUGCAAAGUUGUGUGUUGAAGCUUCUGUGAAUAGGUUCAGAUGUGGAAAUACAAACUCCCUCGCAGAGAAAAUGUACAUAUUGCCCACAUGAGAAGUCCAUUAUGACCAGGGGACAAAAUAAUAGUGUUUUUAUAAAUAUAAAUAUAUAUUGGGUUUGACAACCUUCGGACUGUUACAUGCACUUUCUUGGAAAGUUGGAAGAUCUUUAUGGGUCCAGUUUCUCUACACUUUAAUACCUACUAACAACUAAGAUACUGUAAUUCUUUACUCUAAUAAUCAAAUACAUCAGUU
Molecule: messenger RNA, 5970 nt
Organism: Menidia menidia (Atlantic silverside)
Lineage: Eukaryota; Metazoa; Chordata; Actinopteri; Atheriniformes; Atherinopsidae
Source: the annotation of a GenBank genome assembly